UCCUGCCCGCGCAUCAUGGCUAAUGCUCGCAACAACGAGAAGAAGCUGGAGCUGGAAGACGCUCCGGGGGGUCACUGCGGUUUCCCAGUGAAGUACGAAAAAGUAGAAAAACAAGUGGACAAGACGAAAGCCGUAUGCCGACACUGUGAAGCGGUGCCUCUGACACUGCCGAGGCCCCUGAGCCAGCUGCCCUCUCCUCCUCCCUCUUCCCACUCCGGGACGACAUGCGGUGACUUCUUGGUGUCCUCAGCGGUGAUGUUGCCCUCCGCCGGCGGCUCGGUCCGGUCGGCUGUCAGGCUGCUGGCUCGGCGGACCUGGAGUGGAGGACGUAUCUGCUUCCCAUGCAGAAGCAUUUCUGUGAAACCAGGAAGCCUGAAGCCAAAGAUGGUUCCACCUCGAUACCUUGGCCAGCCGAGCCCUUUCACUCAUCCACACCUCAUCAAACAUGGGGAGGUGAGUCCAGGUUUGAGCCAGACUGAAUAUGAGCUCCGCAGGCACCGACUGGCCUCACUUAUCGAGGCCCAAGCAGACAGACUGGGACCUCCUGCCUCCUCUGGCACCCAUGUGGUCAUCGUCUUAUCCCAUCCGACUCGCUACAUGACCAACGACAUCCCUUAUCCCUUCCACCAGAACCAGGACUUCUUCUACCUCAGCGGCUUCCUAGAGCCUGACAGUGCCUUGGUUCUGUAUGGGAAAAAUCGACCGGACCAGGCCAUCCUGUUCGUUCCCCGCAGAGACCCAGGAAGGGAACUGUGGGACGGGCCUCGGUCUGGGAAGGAUGGGGCAGCAGCUUUGACCGGCAUAGAGAGAGUUCAUAGCACAGAAGAGCUAGGUGUUGUACUCAAGAGUCUUAAAGGUACUCAGCUGUGGUAUGAUGGUUCACAGCCUGCACACGCUCGGCUCCAUCAGGCUCAUGUGUGCCCCAUCCUGGAGGCAGGACCAGCACCACGCACUGUCAGACCCCUCAUACAUUUUCUCAGGGCCCUCAAGAGCCCAGCAGAGGUGGCCCUCAUGCAGGAAGCGGGUCGCAUCACAGCACAGGCUUUCAGGAGGACCAUGGCUCUGUCUCGAGGGGCCGUGGAUGAAGCUGUGCUCUUUGCUAAGUUUGAUUUUGAGAAUCGGAUCCACGGUGCCAACUUCCUGGCCUAUCCCCCCGUGGUUGCUGGAGGGAAUCGAGCGAACACUCUGCACUACAUAAACAACAACCAGAUUAUCAAGGAUGGUGAAAUGGUUCUGCUUGAUGGUGGUUGUGAAUACUUUGGCUAUGUAAGUGAUAUCACACGGACGUGGCCAGUGAAUGGGAGAUUCAGUCCUGCCCAGGCUGACUUGUAUGAGGCCGUGCUUGAGGUCCAGCGCUCCUGUUUAUCCCUGUGUUCUCCAGGCGUUAGUCUAGAUCACAUCUACAGUACCAUGCUGGCUCUGCUGGGACGACAGCUCAAGCGGCUCGGCAUCCUCAAGGCCAGUACCAGUGAUGCUGAUGUGCUGAAGGCUGCAAGGCGGUAUUGUCCCCACCAUGUCGGCCAUUACCUGGGCAUGGAUGUCCACGACACUCCCGAGCUAUCCCGCUCACAACCUCUCCAGCCAGGAAUGGCCAUCACUGUAGAACCGGGGUUGUACAUCUGUGAGGACAAUGACCAGGCGCCACGGCAUUUCCGUGGUCUGGGUGUCAGGAUUGAGGACGAUGUGGUGAUCCAAGAAAAAGGAGGACCUCUAGUUCUGUCCUCCGACGCGCCAAAGACCAUCGCUGAUGUUGAGCAGGCCUGUGCGCAGAGAUAGGGCACGGAGAAACAGGCGAGUGGCCAAGUGAGCCACAGCAGCGAUUGUUAUAUCCUCAAGCUCAGGGCCCCGGUACAAAAGCGUAGAAGCUGUAAGGCUUUCGUUUUUGCCAGAGCAAGACACCUCUACUGCCUAAUUACAUGUUUAAAGACCAUUAUAGGGGGUUUCAUGUUUGUUGUCUUUCACAGUAAAGUUAGUAUUUGUUAUCAGGAGUGCAUGAAGUCAGUCAUUGGAAUAUUUUAUUCAUAAGAACGUAAACAAAAUUCCAAACAGGCAAACGUCAAAGGAUGCAGGUUUAGUUGUGCAUUAAUAGCUUUGGAGCCUAACACACACAUACUGUAUGUAUGUGUAAGAGAGUGAAAUCUAACACUGAUUAGUAAAUCAAAACUUAGGGGAAAAAAGCUAUUUAUUCCCCCAUUAUCACGUUUUUAUUAACUGCCACCAUCAUGGGACACCAGGUAAUUUAUAUUUCCUUUUUUCACUUUUAAAAGGUGUCAUUCUUCCGAAGCACACAUGAACUUACUGUGCUGUCUGGUGAGUAGAAAGAACGAGAAAAUUUAAAAUUAUACAACACGGAAAUGAUGCAUAAAGAGGGAUCUGCCUGAAACUGCUGCUCCUGAUAAACCUGGAAUAAUGGGAAUGAUUACAGCAGUUUGUAGAAGCGUGAAAAAGUGUGCACUGAGAAGACACUGACUGUGUUGUUGUGAAUGUGUGUUGGAAUUAUGUCUUCAGCUGAGAGAAUAAAGUGGAUCUCUCAAAGUAAAUUGUGUUUAUAUGCAUUAAAAGAUCUUAAUAUUCUUUCAUACCUAAUAAAUCCAGAUGGUUUGCCACUGGCUGUUUAUAAUGGGUGCUAUGGUGUAAAAAAUAAUGAUUUUAAAUGAUAGUGGCUGCAAUGAGGGACACAAAGACCUGGAAACAAAGCUUUUAUCACAAGGUUAUGUGGUCACUUGUGUGCUAAUGGAAGGAACGUCCAAUGUCAUCUUGUAUUGCUGCAUUUUUUUAGACGAUUGUGCUUAAAGUCUUGUUGUGCUUUUGGGGAAUGAAACUAGCCCCAUCAUGGAGUUGAUUGAAACAGAAUUGUUUGCAAGUACAUUUUUUUAAGUUCAUAAAUGUUUUAAAAAGAAAAAACAAAGAUCCUAUGUAGAAUAACUGCAUUUAUUAGUGAUUUUUACUUAUUUUAAAAUGUUAAAAAAUAUUUUUUCAAUCUUCUAUUGUCCUAUUUUUGGUGAUCCUGUGCUAUGUGGAGCCUCAGUUUCCUGUUCUUAGCUGACAGAAGUGGUACAAGAUGUGGUCUUCUGCUGCUGUAGUCCAUCUUCUUCAAAGUUGGACGUGUUGGGCAUUCAGAGAUGGAUUCCUUGGUGGUAGUGAAUGGUUAUUGUAGUUACUGCUGGCUUUCUAUCAUCUCCAACCACUCUGCCCAUUCUCCUCUGACCUCUCAUAUCAACAAGACAUUUAGGUCCACACAACUGCCACUCACUGGAUAUUUUCUCUUUUUCGAACCAUUCUCUGUAAACCCUAGAGACGGUUGUGUGUGAAAAUCCCAGUAGAGCAGCAGUUUGUGAAAUAGACCAGCCCGUUUGGCACCAACAACCAUGCCACGUUCAAAGUCACUUGAAUCCUUCCUUUCUUCCCCAUUCUGAUGCUCCGGUUGAACUUCAGCAAGUUGUCUUGAACACGUCUACAUGAAUAAAUGCAUUGAGUUGCAGUCAUGUGAUUGGCUUAUUAGAUAUUUAUGUUAAAAAAGCAGUUCAACAGGUGUAUCUAAUAAAGUGGCUGGUGAGUGUAUUUAAUGUACGUGUAGAAACUGCUUUUAUGUUACGCUUCUUGCUUGUAUAUAGUCAGAAGUCCUAAUGAUAUCGUUGUGUUGUAAUACACAGAAAGAGUGGCAACAUGGGGGCCUCAAAACAACUCUCAAAUGACCUGAAAACAAAGAUUGUUCAAUGUUACUGUUAGGGGAAAACUAUAAAAAUCUAUCUUAGACAUUUUAGCUCUCAGUAUCCACUGUGAGGAACAUUGUGAAGAAAUGGAAGACCACAGGCACAGUUCUUGGUCGGGUCAGAAGUGGCAGGCCAAGAAAAAUAUUGGAGAGGCAAAGGCAAAAGAUGGUGAGAACCGUCAAAGAAAACCCACACACCACCUCCAAAGACCUACAGCAGCAUCUUGUUGUAGAUGGUGUCACUGGGUAUUGUGCAACAAUUCAGUGCACUUUGCAGAAGGAGAAGCUGUACAGGAGAGAUGCGGAAGAAACCUUUUCUGCACACGCAACGAACAGAGUCCCUUGCGGUUUGCAAAAGCACAUUUGGACAAACCAGCUCCAUUUUGGAAUAAGACUGAGUUAUUUGGUCAUAACCAGGGGCAUUUUGCAUGGCAGCAAAAGAAGACAGCAUUCCAAGAAAAACACUUGCUACCACAGUAAAAUCUGAUGAUGUUUCCAUCAUUCUGUGGGGUUGUGUGGCCUGUGCCAGUGCUGGGAAUCUUGUUAAAGUUCAGGGUUGGAUGGGUUUCACUCAAUUUCAGCAGAUUCUUGAGAAUAAUGUUCAAGAAUCAGUCACAAAGUUGGAAUUUCCAUAAAUGUGUGGCACUUGUAGGUUGCUUUUGCUUUUCACUCUUCUGUCCGGUUCAUCCCAAACCAGCUGGGAGAGUCUGGAGACUGUGCUGCCACUCCAUGUUUUCAGUCUUACCAUCUUGUUCUUUUUUUCCUAAAGUAUUUCUGGCACAGCUUGGACUGAUGUUUUGGGUCAUUAUCUUGCUGUAGGAUGAACCCCUGACCAACUAGGAACAUACCAGAGGGUACUGCAUGGCGCUGCAGAAUGCUGUGGUAGCCGUUUUGGUUCAGGGUUCCUCUCAUUGUCAAAAAUUCUCCUUGAUGAACCAAAGAUUUAAAAUUUUGAUUCAUCAGUCCAUAAUACCUUCUUCCAGUCUUCAUUGGUGGUGUUUCAUGGCUCAGCCAGGUCUCUUUUCUUAUUCUAAUGUCUUAACAAUGGAUUUCUUGCUGUAACUCCACCUGUCAAACCUGCAACUCCAAGUCUUCUCUUCACAGUUGAAACUGAGACUUCUUACUGCGCCCACUAUUAAGCUGUGAAGCUGUUGUCCUGUGAGCUGCCUAUCACCAGCUGUUGAUUCUCAGAAACUUGCCUUCUGAUUCUGUUGUGGCUUCGGGUCUUCUAGACUUCUUCCUGUUAAGAGUUUCCUCAGUUUCUGAGUGCCUUUUGAUGGUGAAAAAAACUCUGCUCACUGACAUCUUGACUUUUUGCCCAAUUUCUCUGUCGGAAAUAACUACAUUUUAAAAUGUUAUGAUGGUCUGUCUCUCUUCUAUUAUUAAUUGCCUUCUCCUAACCAUUUUUAUAACAACACGUGACUUUCUGUCGUACAAAAUUGUUCAAAUAGUGCUCUGGAGGGUUUGGUGCCACAACUGUUUCAACACUACUUUAAUGCAGACAGAGGGGGUCAUAAGUAAUCAAGAAAAGUUGGGACACCUGUAGGAUUUGGUGGCACCAACUUUCCAGGCUUGAUCAAUCUCCAUUGCUGCAGAACAGCUUUAAGUUGUUAACCCAUUUCUUGUUCCAUGAAAAAGGUCUUUUUGUAUAAUUUUGAAAUGUACAUUUUUUUUUUCAAUUUUGGGUAACCUUACCUUUUUUUAACCUUUGUCAGUUCAGCACUUUGUACCAUUUCAAGCUAUUUAUUGGACUUGAACUACUUGAAUUUCAAUGAAAAACUUGAAAAAU
Messenger RNA from Acanthochromis polyacanthus (spiny chromis), 5501 nucleotides. It is a transcript of the gene xpnpep3, whose product is annotated as X-prolyl aminopeptidase 3, mitochondrial. Lineage: Eukaryota; Metazoa; Chordata; Actinopteri; Pomacentridae. Bases 16 to 1776 code for a protein of 586 amino acids. The record is from RefSeq and is a predicted model, not a curated record. The transcript has 12 exons. Gene Ontology annotation, cellular component: mitochondrion. Gene Ontology annotation, molecular function: manganese ion binding; metalloaminopeptidase activity.